GUUUUUGUCUUUGGAAAAUACAGGAAAUCGCGUAGAGAGGGAAAAGUUUAGAGAGGGAGAGAGGAGAAGUGUUUUUUUGCAGGGUUCUCCGAAGUUGAGGUAAGACUUAUCAGAGAUGGGUGUUCCUGCUUUUUAUCGUUGGCUUGCAGAGAAAUAUCCUCUGAUUGUUCAGGAUGUAAUUGAAGAAGAGACUAUGGAGAUCGAUGGUGUUAAGAUACCAGUCGAUACUAGCAAGCCAAACCCUAACAAUAUGGAGUUUGACAACCUCUACCUGGACAUGAAUGGAAUUAUUCACCCCUGCUUUCACCCUGAAGACCGGCCCUCCCCGUCUACUUAUGAUGAGGUUUUCCAAUGCAUGUUUGACUAUAUUGACAGGCUCUUUGUAAUGGUGCGCCCCAGGAAGCUUUUAUACAUGGCUAUUG
This is a messenger RNA of Amborella trichopoda, 422 nucleotides long. The record is from RefSeq and is a predicted model, not a curated record. Lineage: Eukaryota; Viridiplantae; Streptophyta; Magnoliopsida; Amborellales; Amborellaceae.